AUGCUGAAUGCUUUAGGUCCAAGUGACCUCGAGUUUCCCAGUGUGCGCCACGCGGAGACGGCACAGCGGACGCUUCGCCAGGAGCUGCAGGCUGAGGCGGAGGCGAGGGCUGUCGAGUCCGAGCAAUACGAAGAGGAGCUGCAGCAGCUUCAACUCCGCUUGGCUGCGCUCCAGCGCGCGAAGGAGGCCUCAGAGCGCUACGUCUUGGAGGAGGAGGACACCUGGAUCAGGUCCCAGGAGGCCGCGCGUAGGGCCGAGGCGCAGGCCUCAGACGCGGCCGCGGCCGUGGCGCGAGCAGAGGCCGAGGCUGCGGCGGCAACGCAGGACGCCGUCAGGGCGUUGGCGGCGCAGCAAGCAGCCGAGGCCACCUUCACCGUUUUUCUUCCAGGUGUUACGGUUUGGAUAAAGUUCGUCUUGGAGUGUGUCCGGGGGCAGAGGCCUCUGAUCAAGAUCCAAGCCGCCAACUUGGAAGUUCCAGCUCCUGGUGUCGCGUCAUCCGCAGUCGCCCAAGCCCUGGAGAGCCUACCCACCAUCCAAGACUCUAAAUCCUUUGAGGCCGCAACACCGGCAGAGCAGGGCUGA
Molecule: messenger RNA, 582 nt
Organism: Symbiodinium sp. CCMP2456
Lineage: Eukaryota; Dinophyceae; Suessiales; Symbiodiniaceae
Source: the annotation of a GenBank genome assembly